Molecule: messenger RNA, 1407 nt
Organism: Ostertagia ostertagi
Lineage: Eukaryota; Metazoa; Nematoda; Chromadorea; Rhabditida; Trichostrongylidae
Source: the annotation of a GenBank genome assembly
AUGCUCACUUCGUUAAUACGCCAUGAUUUGGUUCGACAACUGCGGUGCAUUCAUUCGACUGUUCCAUGCCUUUGGCAAACUUUCGAGAAUGAACGUCAUUACGAGCCGGGAGAGGAUUAUAUGAAACGUACAUGGCACGGGCUCACCUAUGAUUUUCGACGAUGGAAGCGUCGCUAUCAGGAGGCACGAAGAGAUGCGUUCAAACGUCGGAAUCCCAUUGCUCAUAUGAAACAAUCGGUACUCGAUAACGAACUGUUUCCUUAUCGAGCAGAGAUACUUAUAAUCGGUGGAGGAUUAGCAGGCUCAUCUACAGCUUACUGGCUCAAGGAGCGCUUCCGAGAUGAAGACUUCAAAGUCGUCGUGAUUGAAAAUAACGACAAGUUUACUCAGAGCUCCACAAUGCUUUCAACUGGAGGCAUUUCUCAACAGUUUUCCAUUCCUGAACAUGUCGAAAUGUCUCUUUUCACAGCUGAAUUUCUUCGUCAUGCUGGAGAACAUCUCCGCAUCCUGGAUAAUGCUCCGCCUGAUAUAAACUUGCUGCCGAAUGGAUACCUACAUUUGGCUCAAAAUGAAGAGCAAGCCGAGGAAAUGAGGAAAAGUUGGAAAACUCAGCUUGAUAAAGGAGCAUGUGUAGCACUUCUAUCGAAGGACCAGUUGAAAGAUCGGUUCCCAUUCAUGGACUUCGAAGAUGUUGUCCUUGGCACCUUAGGUUUGGAGAACGAGGGCACCUUUGAUACCUGGCAGCUGUUGUCGGCGAUUCGGGAAAAGAACAUUACUCUCGGUGUGCAGUAUAUCAAGGGUGAGGUCGAGGGUUUUCAAUUUGGACUAAAUGUAGGGAGGGCGGAACCUCACGCAAUGGAAGACCACGAGGUUGCAGAUCAGGAAAAAUUACGAGCUCAGAGAAUUACGGGAGUACUGGUCCGUCCACAAAUGUCUGAUACGUCAGCCCGACCGAUACGGACUCACAUGAUAGUAAACGCUGCUGGUCCAUGGGCAGGAAAGAUUGCGGAAUUGGCUGGCAUAGGGAAAGGACAAGGAUUAUUGGCUGUUCCCGUCCCCGUGCGUCCUAGAAGGCGUACGAACUUUGUUAUUCAUGCGCCUGACGUUCCAGUGGAUAUGCCAUCUCUUGUUGAACCAUGUGGUGUUCACUGCCGUCAAAUUGAUGUCGGAAAUACCUUUGUUGUGGGAAGGAAUCCACCAGUGGAGGAAGAUCGGAGAGAUGAAAGUGAAUCCCUCGAGGUUGACUACAAUGAGUUUUAUGAGAAGAUUUGGCCAAUUCUGGUUAAGAGGACGCCUGGGUUCCAAUCAGCAAAGAUCAAGUCAGCUUGGUGUGGCUUCCAGGACGUGAACAUCUUCGACAGUGCCCCAGUAAUCGGCGAACAUCCUCUUUAUAAGAAUCUUAUAUGA